Messenger RNA from Chelmon rostratus (copperband butterflyfish), 3274 nucleotides. RefSeq lists its product as uncharacterized. The record is from RefSeq and is a predicted model, not a curated record. The transcript is spliced from 14 exons. Lineage: Eukaryota; Metazoa; Chordata; Actinopteri; Chaetodontiformes; Chaetodontidae. Bases 200 to 2869 code for a protein of 889 amino acids.
AACAAAAAAAACCCCACACAGUUAAUAAAACACACUGUAACAAAAUGAUAACCUUGAUGCAUUUCAGGGCCCGAAGUCUGACCCGAGGGAAACCCCACCCAUCAGGCCUCUUGAAAGUGAUGCAGAUGCUGUGUUGACGAGGCUGUGUGGGUGUGACAAGCUGCUACAGUCUCUGUCUGUAGAACUGGCCCAGCUACAAAUGGAUAAGGACAGUGUCCAUUGUGCAUUAGAGGUGUCCAGACUGCAGCUGGAGGAGUGGAAAAGCCAGGGACCCAUGGCCCAGGAAGAGGCACUGACCCAGAAGGCUUUGCUCCAGGAGGAGCUGGUCACCAUCCGGGCCAGAAUGUGUGACGUAUCACUGGAAAUGGAGAGAGUGUGGAGCCAAUAUGAGAGAAUGGAGAGUGAACUGUCGGUUAUCCGCUCACACCUUCAGCACAUCUGUAACUUUGGAGUGCCACAGGAGCAGUCUCAGGCCCAGAGAGAGCUGUGGAUGAUGGAGGACAUCCUGGCUGGACUGAAGGUCAACAGGGAUCACUUCCGCUUCCUGUUGGGACUGCAGAGGCACCACACGUUCCUGCCGGCGACUCCACAUCCUGGAUCCCCUGGCUCUCCCACAGAGAGGCUGCAGAGCGGCCUGCCAAUGGAUGUGGAGCAAGAACCACCAGCUCGUCCGCCGUUACCCCAGGAGCUACAGGAAAGCCACCAGAGAGGGGAUCAGGGCCACGGCUGGACGGAGUCACCGUAUGAGGGAAUCUACAGCCACGCUGUUGAUCCUGUGCAGAGAAGAGGAAACAGCGAGCCUGACCUCCUUAAUGUGAAAGCACAGAAAGACGCAUACGAAUCUCAGCCAGCUUCAAAGUGGAUGCCACCAGAUACAAUGAACCAGUCAACCAAGAAACAGAAGAUGAGUGAAGAAGAGCAGAUUGAGCGGAUGAAGAGGAAUCAGGAGAGGCUGAGUAAUAGGAAGAAACUCCCCAUAUCCGCUCCAGGAGCCCAAGCCCAGAGUCAAGGCUCAGAGAUGAGAGAGGAGGCCCCCUUCCCUCUGAGGGUGACACGAGUCGUCACAGCUGUACUCCCGUCCUCUCUCGUGGCCAGAAAGGUUUCUGUUGAGGAUCCUCCGCCUGAGCUCGACAACCCACUGCCGGAGCAGAUCCAGCCUGACAUGCAGCAGAGGUUGGCUGAGCAGAGUAAAAAAAUGUUGAACAAGCCACCCAGGCGUCUGUUGCUGGAGAGUCCUGAUCGAAACCGGCGCUCUGCAGAGAUGCACCAGGAUCAGCCUGUUCAAAAGGCAAACAGGAAGCAGCAGCAUCAGGGAGCACCAAGGUCCUCCAAGAAGGAGUCACGGUCAGAGGAGAGGAGAGCUGAGCCUGCCGAGGCCUCGAGGAAUCACGUUCGAGACCAGGCAAGUUUAGGAAAUGGAAGUGCAAGCUUGAACGUCAGGGAUGGGGAACGGCCCUCUGCCCUCCUGACCCCUGACAUGGACCCUGAACCCUGUCUGACCCCCGAGCAGCGGGAGGCCAAACUGCGACGUGUAGAACGAAUACGGGAGAGAGUCAUAAGAAGCGCAGUCAGAGAGAGUGCUACUACACACAAACAGCUGCCAAUCAAGGGGGAGGGCCAGGAGGUGCAUCAUGUGGCCCCUGACGCAGCUAAGAAACAAAGGAUGAGAUCAGACCAUGAAUCUUACCAUGUCUAUGGAAGCUGUGGGGAUGCCAUCCGAGGUCCGGCAGAACAUCAGCUUUCUAGUGGAACAUCUCAGGAUGAAGAUGAAAGAGAAGGACACAUGAGAAAAUCUCAGAGUCAAGACAAGUUUGGGAACAAAACACAGCACGUCGUUCACAGUGAAAGAACCGGGGUUGCCAAAACCAAGAUCAAACGUCCAGCAUCACCCUAUCAUAUCUCAUCCAUGACAGUCUUCCAGAGAGAUGGAGGCAAGGGAUUUACAAGUUGCAAGGAGGGAGAGGCGCAAAAGCUUGAAGAACCUGCCGCUGAUGACAGUGAAAGUGAUGUUUCAUCCUCCGAUCUGAGAGCUAAGUGGUUCCUUUCCACCAACCAGUGGCAAGGGUUCAUACCUUUGCAGAUCCCCGGCAUUGACUCGCUGUGCAGUGAGGAGAUAUCAGACACCGAGGACCAUCCUGCAUGCGCCGAUGAAACAACUGAUUCCAAUGAAAUGUCAUCAGCCGUCAGUGAAAGCUUAGAGAAAAUGAAAGAGAACCAUUCACUCUUCUAUAAGAUCGCAUGUGACAUUAGCAUUUCAGAUACAGAUAUAACAAAGAAUGAUGGGAACUCAAAUGCCCAAACAUCAUCCAGGACAGAAGAAGAACUGCCGAUCGCUCAGUCUGUGCCAGAUGAAGUGACUCUUAAUGAGAAGCAAGAGAGCAAAGAUACCAGCUUACAUUUGCUGUCAGAUGUUAAUGAAAACAGUCUCUCAAUUAAUGAAAAUCUCCAAGAUUCAGCACUGGAAACACGAGACAGAGCAGCGUUAAAUACCUCAGCCAGUCCAGCAAAAGAGGCUUGUGUCUAUGAAGAGAUCCCUCUAAAGGAAGGUGAAGAAGGUGGGUCAGAGAGAGUUAGAGAAACUACCCAUGGAGCUCCUGUUCAGAACUCUGGUUCUGCUCAGGCCCCGGAUGAAAAUGCAAGAGAGGAACACAGUGGGGCGAAAAGGACAGACGACACGAAGGUGGACCACGAAAGAUCUGAGGGGCCGAAGAAAUGCCGCAGUUUUAGCGAGGAGAGCAAAUUGACAGUCCAAGAGCGGGGCAACAACCACUCCAUCACUUCAUCCGGCCCCGUGUUUGAGGGCGGAGGCGUGAUCCGGAGUGCCUCUUUUGGGAAGGCGCGGGUUACAGUACUUAGGACAAGUUUGUAGAGGCAAGAAGAGUGGCGGCGUAAGGAGCUUAAACGAACGAACUUGAGAAGGACAAGAACACAGCCAAGUGAUUCAUGGUAAAGGAAAAUGCAGAGGAGGAGGACUCGAAGUGACUGAAGGAUUUUGAACAGAACUUUGGAUUCAAAAUGGUAAAACGGGAACAUAUAAUGAGAGAAAUAAUCAGAGCGUUUUGUAAACUUGAACAUUUCCAUUAUUCAUAAUAUGUGGUUUGAAAUGGUUGCAGAUAAAACAAAGUCUUAAGAAGAUUUCAUGAAAGCAAAGACUGUGUAUGCAAAUAUGGUGCUGUUCUUGAUGGCAAACACCAAACACCUUAUGCGUGGUUGCAGUGGAAUACGUUUGAGGUUAACACUUUCAUUCCUCUCACAAUAUGCAUCUAACAUAACG